Cantharellus anzutake is the source of this 1376-nucleotide messenger RNA. RefSeq lists its product as uncharacterized. Lineage: Eukaryota; Fungi; Basidiomycota; Agaricomycetes; Cantharellales; Hydnaceae. The record is from RefSeq and is a predicted model, not a curated record. The transcript has 5 exons. Bases 129 to 1019 code for a protein of 296 amino acids.
ACGGAAUUUACCGCUGUAACGAACUGCCACAACCUCGGUCGUAGCGCACAUGCACAGUAUAGCUUGUCAUAUUUUGACGAUUGCACCAUAGGCAAUAUUUGUAAUCCGCCAAUCGAGCAAUUCAGAGAAUGUCAUCCGAGUUUGUCAGGGAAGACGCAAGCACCUCUUCUUCGAGUGUUUUCGGUGGAACGAGAGCAACGGGGAGAGCUUCUUCGGCGCGUUCAUCGCUACUUCCGCAAACUAGUUCAAUGACAACCGGACCGGAUACGAACCUCUUCACGCAGGAUGGGAACGCGGUAAAGUUUUUCAUUCAGAGGGAUACCGGAGAGGCGUUCGUUCAAUGGUUGUCGACGUUGAUCACUGAACACGGAGGACAGGUGGUUGAUGUCGUUCCUCAAGAGGGUUAUGUCCUCAUCGACCCAGACAGUCUCAAAGGCAGAAGUUUGAUGUCUAAAUGGUCAAAUCCAGAAAAGCCCAAACGAUUUGUCCUCUGCUUCACCUUCGUUCGCGCGUCUAUCGUUGCAGGGGAGAUGCUAGAACCAGUGGAGAUGCAUCACGCGAGAGUCAUCUUUCAGCAUGAAGGUUCACCGGUCCAAAUUUGGCUUCAUCCCGCUAUUGACAAAGCUACGGCUAAACGUCUCGCCAUUCAGAUCGAGAAAGCAGGUGGCCUGACUGAAACAACAGAAUAUGAAGCACGAGUAAUCGUUACACCAUCGAGAUCCAUGGGCUCCGAGCUAUAUCGGCAGAUGAAGUCGAAGUAUAGGGGUGAACCAGACAAAUUUAUUGAGAAAACUGAAUGGGUUGAACGAAGCCUUCUUGAUCGUGUUUAUCAACACACAGCCAGUCUAGCACCACAAAGGACUCGAUUCUCGGUUGAAGACGACGUGAAUUUGAUCAAUUAUAUAGCCAUGAGGGUACCAAUUGCCAGUUAUGGUGGUCGAUGUGGUUUCGGUCUUUACCAGGAAUUAUGUGAUCGGGUAAGUUCAAAAAUCCGUUUCCGUUUUACUUGGAGAAUAUAACGACUGGGGGUUGGGGUUAUAGACAGACGUGUUUCCGUGGGCAGCUCGGCAUACAUGGGAUUCAUGGAGGUUCCAUUACAAGUCACGUCGAGUAUACUUCGACUUGGAGAUCAAGAAAGUGGUUGAUAAGGUUGGGGUGAAUCCAAAGACUCAAUAUAAGUACGCUCGUCUCGAGAAUGUUCCGGCGCGAGGUAAGAGAAAGCGCUGAGGACAUACAUGGCCUGUCAGAAUAAAUACACUAUCCAUGCUGGGAUGACUUCCAGCUGAUGGCAUUGUUUCACUGAGGAAGCGUUGUGCGUUUCGUCCCAUGUUACGGAAAUAUGUGCCUCGCAUUCGGUUUACAAUGUGAGAUGAUGG